Molecule: messenger RNA, 5779 nt
Organism: Gavialis gangeticus (Gharial)
Lineage: Eukaryota; Metazoa; Chordata; Crocodylia; Gavialidae
Gene: SECISBP2
Product: SECIS binding protein 2
Exons: 18
Coding region: 74-2812 (912 amino acids)
Biological process (GO): selenocysteine incorporation
Cellular component (GO): ribonucleoprotein complex
Molecular function (GO): selenocysteine insertion sequence binding; ribonucleoprotein complex binding; mRNA 3'-UTR binding
Source: RefSeq, a predicted model, not a curated record
UCUGGCGCGUGGCUGAGGGGCUUCGAGUCGGGGUCGGGGCUGUGCGGGACAGUAAAGGGGACUCACACCUGCCAUGUCCUCGCGGGGGCAGUCGGGCCCGGGCAGCCACGCGCAGGGCAUCAAGUUAUCAGCAGAGGUCAAACCGUUUGUCCCAAAAUAUGCGACGGUAACAGUGGCAUGGUCAGAACCCUCAGAAGCAUGUGUCUUGCCUAGGUACUUAACUACAUGCUACCCAUUUGUUCAGGAGCCAUCUAUGGAUAAGCAACAUGUGUGUACUGAAGAUGUGUCCUGGGAUGGCUCUUCAUCUUUCUCUCAAAGUACACCUCAUAGUGUUAUGAGAAGUGCUUCACUUGGUGAAUACUCCAACUCGCCUUACUCAUCUGAUGUUGCACCAAAUGUAUAUCCCGUAGCCAGCUCACGCUAUGAUCAUAAUGACUCUAAAUACCACAGUCGUUCCAAGAUAGCUAAGGACUACAUUGAACAAACGUGUCCAGUCAGACAUGGGACUAGGAAUAUUUCUAAGAAGAGUUCUAAAGAUGAUGAGCAGAAAUUGGAUAAAAACAAGCCUGAAGGAAAUGACACAUUUGACAAAAUGGCAAAUAGAAGAUCUCUUCAAACUUCUGCAUAUGGCAGAAGUUCUUUGACUCAAGACAGGUGUAAUAAAUUUGGGAACAGGAAAUCAAAACAGGUUCCAAAAAGUGAAAUUGUUCCAAAACCCGCCUUUCAAGUUACCCUUUCGGAUUUCCCCGAGUUGCAGAGUUUAGGAAAGGAUAAUGUACUGGACCUACCAAAACACAAACGUGGGCCAUCAAGUCCAGUUGAAGAUGAUGUUACGCUCCCACGACAACCACUGAGAAAGCAGACUUCUGCAUUGGGGACCACAAGGGAAGAAGCCUCAGUGCACAACAAAGCUGCAGUAAAAACCUUAACAAACAAAGAAGCUGGUUCCGUUUUCUCAUCUUUUGAUACUAGAACAGUACUUCCUCAAGCAUCUGCAAGGAGCUCCACUCAUUCGCAUUCAUCUUGGGCAACCAUACCAGCACAGCCUCCAAAAAAAGUUGUUUCAACACCAGCUUCUGAUGUUCUAUCCAGAAGCCAUUCUGACAGCAAGGAAAAACAAGAUAUUCGGGCAAAUAGUAAGAAGCUGAUUUCAUUUAUUGCGGUCUGUCAACAGCCGGAAACAAGAGAUAAUGCUAGUGAAACUGAGCCUGAAGAAGUGUCAGGAAAGAAAAAGAAAAGGGAAAAAAAGAAACCAAAACCAUCUUCUGAACUUCAAACUGAAAACAUCAUAGUACAAGCGCCACCAAGAAUUGAGGAUGCUGAAGAGUUCCCUGACCUGGCAGCUGCUUCUGACGAAAAAAGCAGGAUGAAAUCGCAACAUUCAUCUUGCAUUGCCCCUGGUGUCAUUGUGAAGCAGUGUGAAGUACUUCUGGCCAAAGAUUAUUAUGAUAGCCAUCCUCGAAAUGAUUCAACAACCCCUAAGUUGCAUAUAGCAGGAAGGAAACAAGCUGCAUCUGCUACCCUGGAAAGAAAGAAAACGCAGGAAAGUUCCAAGACCAGUGGUAAGAAGAGUCAGAUUCCAGUGAAGUUGGAUUUGGGAGAUAUGUUGGCUGUCUUGGAGCAGAAACAGCAAGCAGAGAAAUCGAAACAGUCCUCCAAACCUGUGGUGCUUUCAGUUGGUGGUGCCAUACCACUUCUUUCAAAGGAAGCUAACACGGUUACAAAAAAUCAGCAGUUGAACCAAGGAAAAACACCUCAUAAUCCACUGGACUCCAGCGCUCCUUUGGUAAAGAAGGGAAAACAGAGAGAAGUCCCCAAGGCAAAGAAACCAACACCGCUUAAAAAGAUUAUUUUGAAAGAGAGAGAACAAAGGAAGCAACAGCAUCUGUUAGAACAGGCUGCGAUUCCAAAAGAUAAAGACACUGUUCAUCAGCGUGUCAAAUCUUCUGCUGAAGAUCAGGCUCAGGAUACCAAAGCAGCUAUUACAGAAGAUAUUCCUGUGACGUCCCUUGAUGUGAUUCAAGACAGUUCAGAAGUACUUCUGGCAUGUACAGAGUUCAAAGAUUCGAGCAUAAGUGUUCCCACUGUAAACCAGCUAAACACCAAUCUUCCAAAAAUCCACAGCAGAAGAUUUAGAGAUUACUGCAGCCAGGUGCUUAGUAAAGAAGUCGACAGUUGCGUGACAGAUCUCUUAAAGGAACUGGUUCGUUUCCAAGAUCGCUUAUAUGAGAGAGACCCAGUAAAGGCCAAGACAAAACGCAGGCUUGUUAUGGGGCUUCGAGAAGUUUUGAAACACCUGAAGCUGAAAAAACUGAAAUGUGUCAUCAUCUCUCCCAACUGUGAAAAGAUUCAGUCAAAGGGUGGGUUGGAUGAGACUCUGCAUACCAUUAUUGACUGUGCUUGUGAGCAGAAUAUCCCGUUUGUUUUUGCCCUCAAUCGCAAAGCUCUAGGGCAUUGUGUGAACAAAGCCGUGCCUGUCAGCGUGGUGGGAAUUUUCAGCUAUGAUGGUGCUCAGGACCACUUUCACAGAAUGGUGCAGCUUACAGUGGAAGCCAGGACGGCAUAUAAAGCAAUGAUAGCAGCACUGGAGGAAGAGGCAGCUGAAGGAGGAAGUGAAAAAUGCAACAGCACUCAUGAAGAGAGUUUGCCAGAGACCAGUAAAGCACCCCAUGUGGAAUCUGAUGAUGACGUUCCAAAUUACAUUAAAAUCUGGAGGAGAAAACUUGAGGAGGAGUAUAGCCCUUAUGCGUUGGAAUUAGAAAAGAGUGCAACUGCGGAAAUGUUGACCUUGAACUUAGAAGAACCUCAGUAACCCUGCGCACUUCAUGGCCUUAACACUUUUUAUAGAGAUAUGCAAAUACUGGGUUCUCUGAAAUGAAUGUCCCAGCUGGGAAACAGGGUGUAGUGAAUAAAGUCUAAAUGUAGGAAACUUCUCAAGUUGGCUAAGCAAAAUACUCUGAUUCAUAUUGAAACAAAAUGCACACUGGACCAUUUAACUAAUUCUUAGGUUUCUGUGUAUGUGACUAGCUGAUAAAGCUGGUGAUGCUUCAUUUGUUUGUAGAGAAUGAACUUGCAGAGUGGAGGUAGGACAAGAAAAUUACUUGCUUUAACUCGGGACUACUUGAAAUAGCUAUUUCAAUACAUGGCACAUUAAGGGCUUGCUUGAGCUGAUCACUGCUAGUAUCUGAUGCCACACAGUAGGCUGAAAAACAGAAUUUCUGUCUCAUGGAAAAUCAAGUGUCAGGGGAAAAAAAUUUCAGUGGGGAUGAUGAAAAAUCUAUUUUCAAGGGAGAGAAAUUCUCAAAAAAAAAUCCAUAUUGAGAGAACUGAAUUGGACCAUCUCAGCUUGCAUUUGCUAAUCUGGAGGGCUUUUGUCAGUCCCCCCCCCCAACGGACAGAAAGUGAAAUUGAAAAGACUUUUACUCUCUGGCAACUUAGAAGCCACUGCCUUGGGUUUUCUUUUUCCUUGCAGAAAAGUCAAUGUUAUUAUUCAAAUUGAAACUUUCCCAUUUUUUUCCCCUUCUUGAAAAAAGAAGGGGGGAAAGAGGCAUCUUUUUCUGUUGGGCAAACCAGAAAUUUCCCAACAAGCUCUAGCCCCAAGUCACUAAUAUUUGUUUUUGGUGGGGGGAGGUCUGUUUUUUUUUCCCCCUCCCCCUUCGUCUUGUGGACUGGGAGCAGGAUAGAUAUCUCCCGUGUCUGGGUGCUUGAGGGGAGAAAGGCUGGAUCUGGUCAGGUGCUGUUAAGCAGCUCUGCAGGGCAAGAGAUUGAAGCUCCUCUGGCAAAAUCCCUCUCCCACUUUGUUUUACAGGAAAAACAGCAAGGGUACUAAGCUCUCCAAGAAAAGCAGGUAUCCUGUCUUCACAAUAGACUUAAUGUCUUCAGUUUCUUCAGUCACUUUGCCCAAGCCACAGAGGCAGCCAUUUCUGUGGUCUCUUAGUAUAAGGGAAAUAAUACAGGAUGUGCAUAGUUCCUUAACCAGUGUAUGUGGGGAGGGAUUUAGCCCCUUCCCAGCUGAACCUCUGGUCAUUCUUACUUUGUUAUUGCUUAUCUGCAAUGGUGAAUUAUGAUUUGCAUAAUGAAGUCAAUGAUGAUACUGUAAAUAUAUUAUAGCCAAGGCUCUGAUUGUAUAAAAUUGUCUCAAAUGUAGAGAAGUUUUCCAAAAACUGUGGCCUUACUUUUGAUAUAUAGAGUAGAUUUUCCUCUUUCAGCUAAUUUGAUGGAGCACUUUAGUUGGUGUUUCCUUUACAAACUGCAAGUAUACCCUCUUUCAAGAUGGGUUUCACUUGCAGAGGUGUGGGGGGGAGCUGAAUUCUGCAGAAGAGGAUUCAGAUGUGCAUCCAUUUUAAAGAACGAAAAUUAAAGUUGGGAUUUCAGUGUUCAUGAAAUGGGUAUGACUCAGAUGCUGCUGGUGGCUGUAGUCUGUCCUACUCUACUUCUAAAUGCCUUGAGUAGCUUCUGUUUCAGCUUUUCUAGCACUGCACUCCUCCAAACUAGUGGCCAGAGGGAGUGAGAGAGGUAAAAAGCAAACGAGGCAAUGAUAAAAAUGAGUCCUGAAAUUAUUUUGACGUGUAAAACUGAAGCCAUUUUGUAGCACGUAAGAGAGAAAUGAUCCGUUAUACCAUGUUUAUUAAACCAAAGUAUGGUUGAGCCAUCAUUUUUUUUAUAAGAUUUGCAUAACCCCUGUGCUGAGGGCCUAGCAUACACUUGCCAGAGGUAGAUGAACCAGAUGCUUAUGCUCCAGGGAAUCGUAUUGAUAAAGCAAGCAAAGCGCCUGUGCUUUGAAACUCAGAGCUCUUCACUAUUGAUGUGGUGAUUUCACUUUUACAUAGUUGUUUCUGACCUUAAAUGGACUCAAGGGUGCUAAGGGCAGAGUCUAACAAUACAAGUUGGCUGUGGCUGGCAGCAGAUAGCCAUGGUUCAUAGCUCUGGUUAGGUUUCUUGUGGGUGCUGAUAGGAACAUCAAUGGUCCUAUGUGAAGGUAGUGGUUGCUACAUUCUUUUUUGGUAUGUUUACAGCUGCUCCUGACACGCUACUUUUCUUUUAAGUCAUUGUAUGAAAAAAAGGGGGCCAGCAGCUGAAGAGGGUCCAGAACUUGUAUGGCUUAGCCUCUGCACAGCCUGUUUUCUGCUUCCAUGGUAGGGCAGAAAGGUGAUUUAAGAUAUGGACAGAUUAACAAAUGAUACCAAAUCAAGACCCUUCUUACAAUGAAACAGCCAAUGCAUGUUAAGUUUCAUGCUUUUAGGCUAUAGAAAGUAGAAGCUAAACCAGGGCAACUUAUCUUUGUGUCAACAUACCGUACAUUCUCCAGUUGAGAAGCAGAGCCUUUUGGCAUGAUGCGCAAAAUGAAAUUUUAGGAACUAAAAUAAAAAUUUUAGGAACUAAACUAGGUGACUGGGUAGGUGGGUCUUGCCACACAAGCACAGUUUCUUAAGGAGGUAUUUUCCCUUUCCCUCUUGAGUGGAUUAUAAUGGGAGAUAUUAACAAUAAGAUUUGCCUAACUAAGACGUUGGGUAGAUGAAUGAAUUAUAUUAGGUUUAAGGGGACUUAGUUCACGAUGGCUGUUCUGUAGUAAUACUCUGGUGUCUUGUAUACUGCAGCAGGUGCAAGCAAAGUUAGGGUAGCUUACCACCAAGUGAAACUAUUCUCAAAUGUAUUUCAUAGCUUGAAAGUCUACUGCUUACUGAAACCUCACUGCUGCCAGUCAAAACUUGUAUGUAGGGUUUUUUUUUUCCUUCUAUCAAGUGACAUUUAGAAAGUAAACUAGUUAUGAAAAGUCAAA